Aedes albopictus (Asian tiger mosquito) is the source of this 4146-nucleotide messenger RNA. RefSeq lists its product as uncharacterized. Gene Ontology annotation, molecular function: nucleic acid binding. The transcript is spliced from 4 exons. The record is from RefSeq and is a predicted model, not a curated record. Gene Ontology annotation, biological process: DNA integration. Bases 1 to 4146 code for a protein of 1381 amino acids. Lineage: Eukaryota; Metazoa; Arthropoda; Insecta; Diptera; Culicidae.
AUGGUCCAGCAUCCCGAUGAACGUUUGAGCAGCGACAUCUGCUUGAACGUCAGCUCCCGUUCCGCUUACUCCAGGCAGCAGCAGAUUGCAGCUCUCCAGCAGGGUAACGCCAAUCAAGCUGGAAGCGAGGAGAUCAUCGAGUCACUCUCCACCGGAAUCGACGAGUUCCAAUACGAUCCAAACGGCGGCAUCUUUUUCGAUUCGUGGUACGCUCGGUACGAGGACGUGUUCAAGGAGGACGGUAAGCAUUUGGACGACAAGGCGAAGGUCAGGCUGCUUCUGCGGAAAAUCGGCACGCAGUUCCACGAACGCUACGUGAACAGCGUUUUGCCGAACCAUCCGCGGGAUUUUGGAUUCGAAGACACCGUGAAGAGGCUGAAGAAGCUGUUCGGACGCCAAAAGUCCCUCUUCAACGCUCGGUACCAGUGUCUUCAAUACGUGAAGAACGACGCCGAUGAUUUUUCGUCAUACGCCGCGUCGGUCAACAAGCACUGUGAAGCGUUCCAGAUGGAAAAACUGUCCAACGACCAAUUCAAGACUCUCAGGUUCGUAUGCGGUCUCCAGUCACCGCGCGAUUCGGACAUCCGGACCAGACUGAUCGGAAAGUUGGAAGCUAAAGAAAACGCGCCGCCCGCCGACGGUGCCACUCUCAAGCUUGAAAACCUGGUUGAGGAGUGCAACCGCAUCAUUAACCUCAAGCAAGACACCCAGAUGAUCGAGAAAGGCUGCGGGGACAAGUCCAACGUUCACGCAAUCUCUCGCCAUCAUCGUACUUCAAGUCGGAAGGAGAAGAAGUCGCAGUCACCGAAAACACCUUGCUGGUUCUGUGGGGAUCUACACUACGUCAAGGAGUGUCCCUACCAGUCCCAUACCUGUACGAAACGUCGUCAAGUCCAAGUCAAGUCCAAAGGUAUCUCGGUUAAGCGAGUUGACCUCACGAAGAAACGGAAGUAUGUCAAGAUCGAAAUCAACGGUUCGCCCGCAACGUUGCAGCUCGAUUGUGCCUCCGACAUCACCAUUAUUUCCAAGCGCACUUGGACAUCCGUGGGCAAGCCUGUCAUCAAUCCAUCGGAAGUCGACGCCGUGAGUGCCUCUGGUGACAGCAUCGGGAUCCUAGGUGAGUUCAACGCCGAAAUCACCGUUCAAGACGUGACAAAAUCUGGCCGCAUUUUCGUCACGAGCAAUCCGGAUCUCAACGUACUCGGAAUCGAAACAAUUGAUCCGUUCGAUCUCUGGUCGGUUCCAUUCAGCUCGUUGGUCAACAACAUCCAGCAAAACUCGAACGCAACGAUGCAGAAGCUUCAAGCCAAGUUUCCUGAAGUGUUCCAGUCCACGCUCGGAUGCUGCUCGAAAGCGAAGGUAACACUCUAUCCGAAGCCAGACGCACGCCCUGUGUACUGCCCCAAGAGACCGGUUGCCUACGCUGAGCUGCAGAGACUUCAAGAUAACGGCAUCAUUUCGCCAGUCCAGUUCUCCGAUUGGGCUGCUCCCAUAGUUGUGGUUCGCAAAUCCGAUGUCUCCGUACGUAUCUGUGGUGACUAUUCCACGGGUCUCAACGACGCACUCGAGUCGGAUCGCCAUCCGCUGCCGCACCCGGACGACAUUUUUGCUGAACUAGCCGGCUGCCGUUACUUCUCCUGCAUCGACCUAUCGGACGCCUAUCUUCAGGUCGAAGUAGAGGAAUCAUCAAGACGACUGCUCACGAUAAACACGCACAAGGGUUUGUUCCAGUACAACCGUUUGCCGCCCGGUGUGAAAUCGGCUCCUGGAGCGUUCCAGAGGAUCAUCGACAGCAUGGUUGCCGGCAUUCCUGGUGUCAAGCCUUACCUGGACGACAUCCUAAUCGCUGGAAGGACUCAAGAGGAGCACGACCUCAGGCUUCACGCUGUGCUGCAGCGAAUUCGUGAGUAUGGUUUUCAUCUCCGCAUCGAAAAGUGUCGUUUCUCCCUGCCGCAGAUCAAGUUUCUGGGCCACAUCGUCGACAAGGAUGGUCUCCGCCCAGAUCCAGCCAAAACCAGCGCUAUCUCCGAAAUGGCACCUCCAACGAAUGUAUCGCAACUACGAUCGUACCUCGGUGCGAUUAACUACUACGAACGGUUCGUUGGACAGAUGAAGCAACUCCGAGCACCCCUCGAUCGUCUACUCAAGAAAGAUGCUCCAUGGAAGUGGACUGCUGAGUGUCAAAAAUCGUUCGACCGUUUCAAGUCCAUCCUGUUCUCCAAUCUCUUGCUGACGCAUUUCGAUCCCAGUAAGGAAAUCAUCGUGGCCGGAGACGCCUCCAAGGACGGCUUGGGUGCCGUUAUCCUACACCGUUUUCCCGAUGGCUCCGUCAUAGCCAUCGCUCACGCUUCAAGGUCAUUCACACCUGCGGAAGAAAACUAUGGUCAAAUCGAGAAGGAAGCGCUCGCAUUGGUGUUUGCAGUUACCCGUUUCCACAAGAUGAUUUUCGGUCGCAGAUUCGUGCUUCAGACCGACCACAAGCCCCUUCUCAAGAUUUUCGGCAGCAAUAAAGGAAUUCCCGUCUACACGGCAAAUCGUCUCCAGCGCUGGGCGCUUACGAUGUUGCUGUACGACUUCGAUAUCCAGUUCGUUCCAACGGCUAGUUUUGGACAUGCUGACCUGCUGUCACGCUUGAUGAGCUGCCACAGCAAACCGGACGAGGAAUACGUUAUCUCUGCUCUCCAGACGGAAACCGACGUGAAGGCAAUCCUCGACGACUCUACUUCCCAUUUGCCUGUCACAGCACAAAUGAUCGCCAAGGAAACGCAAAACGACCCGGUCCUUCAAGAGGUAAUCAACCACAUCAGCAACGGCUGGCCGAGCACGGCAAGCGAGCUCCACACUCCAGCUGUACGACAAUUCUACUCGCGAAGAGAAGGUCUUCAAGUUACCCAGGACUGCAUCAUGUUUGGUGAUCGAGUUGUGGUCCCUGAACGGUUCCGCAAACGCAUCAUCCGGCAACUCCACCGUGGACACCCCGGGAUCGCACUCGCAAGAAGUUUCGUGUACUGGCCGAACAUCGACGAGGACGUUGAAUCGUUUGUGCGCCAGUGUCGUUCCUGUGCUGCUGCUGCAAAAUUGCCCCGCAAGACUACCCUAUCAUCAUGGCCGAUACCAAGGCCGAUACCAACGAAACCAUGGGAAAGGAUUCAUAUCGACUACGCAGGACCGGUCGAUGGUUACUUCUACCUUGUCGUGGUAGAUGCCUACUCAAAAUGGCCGGAAAUUUUCAGGACCCGUAGCACCACUACCACAGCGACGCUGGAGCUGCUACAAGAAACUUUCGCAAGAUAUGGCGACCCACAUACUCUUGUGUCCGACAAUGGUACCCAGUUCGUCAGCGCCAGUUUCAAGCUUUUCUGUGACGAAAAUGGUAUCCAGCAUCUGACGACAGCCCCGUAUCACCCGCAAUCGAACGGACAAGCAGAACGUUUUGUCGACAUCUUGAAGAGAGGAUUGAAGAAACUUGCCGAAGGGGAAAAGACGGUGACGUUCCAGCACCUUCAGACGUUCCUAUCCGUUUACCGGUCAACACCAAACCGAAACGCUCCGGAUGGUAAAUCUCCUGCACACCUGUUCCUAGGACGAGAAAUGCGGACUUCCCUGGAUCUCUUGAAGCCGAGUUCUCCGCGUCAAACCCUGGUCAACGAGAAGCAGAACGACCAGUUUAACCGAAGACACGGAGCGGUCAAAAGAGCCUUCAAUUCGGACGACCUGGUGUACGCGCAAGUACAUCGCCGAAACAAAACCGAAUGGGUUCCUGGACAGGUCAUCGAACGCAAGGGAUCAGUGGACUAUACUGUGUUACUCGAAAACGGACGCCUCAACCGAGCACAUACGAAUCAGCUACGCCACCGGUUCUCGGAUGCAAGUGAAGCCGUUUCUACACCAAACAACCAACUCCCUUUUGCACUUCUCCUCGACGAAUUCCAAAUCCAAGUUCCAACACCAGUGGUUCUGGAAGAUCCGCUAGAAGAACUGGUUCCCGACGCAGCAAAUGUUCCAGCUGACGAUGACGAUGGAAAUCAGGACGUGAUGACGGAUGAUAAGUCCGAGGUUCCCACCAGUAUUGGUUCGCCGGAACCAGCUCGACAAGGAAGAUAUCGCAGACUACCAGCUUGGCUUGCGCCCUACGAUCUCUUUUAA